GGUUCUUCUGACUGGCAGUACUUAAAUCGACAUGUAAGCAAUGUUAGGAGUUUAGCGAACCAGAGUCUGGUCUGGAUUGAGCAAUAUUACGCAUAGGUUAAACCAACGUGUCUUUGACAGCACUUGGUGCUUCGUGGAUGUCCGGAGUGGUGGAAUCGGCUGCCAUCCUCACGCCCCCCUCCCCCUGCUGAACUGAGAGCCAGAGCACGAUAUAAGCGGAGAGGACCACCUGCAGUACCAAUGAAAUUGUGAGGAGCUGCUAGGCUGUCGUUUUCAAAAGAGAGGUUUUAACUGAUUUUGUGUGCCACCUUCGUUCCAGUGUGCGGCCGGACUCAUACAGUGUUCAGAAAUGGGCUGGCAAGAUAGCAGUUGGCUACUGACUUGUAUUUGUUUCUACUUUACCUUUGUAAGAGCUGUCAAUACUCAGAAGUCAGUACCUUGGGAAGUUCAACGAUAUGAUGGCUGGUACAAUAAUUUAAUCAACCACCACCGAGGAUCUGCAGGUGAUACACUUGUGCGUUUGCUACCUGCUAACUAUGCAGAUGGUGUGGGUGAGCCAUGGCUAGAGCCCGAGUUGCCGAACCCACGGAGUAUUAGCAAUGUGGCCAUGAAAGGGAAUUCUGGGCUACCAUCCACUGAAAACAGAACUGUAUUAUUUGUGAUUUUUGGUUACCAUGUUGUUGCUGAUGUUGUGGAUACAACAAAGCCUGGUUGUCCCAUUGACUUCUUGAACAUACGAAUUCCUAAAGAUGAUUCACAUUUUAAUGCUGGUAAGAGCAAGAAAGAAUACAUUGAUUAUGAACGUAGCCAGUGGCAUACGAAGACAGGAUGGAGCCCAAACAACCCUAGAGAACAGGUUAAUCAAGAAACAAGCUGGUUGGAUGGCAGCUCUAUUUAUGGCUCCUCCCAUUCAAGAUGUGAUGCUCUGAGAUCGUUUGCACAUGGGCAGUUUGCAUCCAGAGCAAAAGGGAGUAAUCCAGCACAAUCUCUUCCGGCAGAAAGCAAUGUUGGGAAUUUGAUGUGGUCUGCACCAGACCCUUCAACAGGAGACCAUAGCAUUAAUGGACUUUGCGUUUUAGGGAAUGACAGAGGAAAUGAAAAUCUUUUUAUAAUGGCCGAGGGAGUCAUUUGGUUUAGAUAUCACAAUUAUCUGGCUUCACAAUUUGAAAAUGAGUCUCUGGGUUUGACGGACGAAGAAUUGUUUCAAAAAGCCAGAAAGUGGGUUAUUGCUACCUUCCAGAAAAUUGCAUUCUAUGAUUGGCUUCCAGCAUUUCUUGGACAUGAUGUGCCACCAUAUGAUCGUUACCAAAGCUUUGUGGAUUCUGGUGUUUCACAUGAAUUUCAAGUUGCAGCAAUGAGCUCUCUUGCUACAAUGUUUCCACCUGGAGUAUACAUGAGGAACAGAACAUGUAAUUUCCGGGAUAUAGUCAAUAAAGAUGGCACAAAUACCUCUAAGGCCCUUCGCGUUUGCAAUAGCUACUGGAACCGUCAGAAUCAAAAUGUAGAGAAGCCAGAGGACAUUGAUGACCUUAUUUUUGGAAUGGCAUCACAGAUAGCUGAAAAAGAAGAUAACAUUGUAGUUGAAGACUUGCGAGACUAUAUGUAUGGAACAUUGAGAUUCUCUCGCAGUGACUUCCUUGCCACAAGUAUUCAACAGAGUCGGGACCAUGGACUUGCAACCUAUAAUACAGCAAGAGAAGCCUUCAGAUUAGCCCCAACUAAAAACUGGACAGAUAUCAAUCCUGAGCUUAGUAUUAAUAACAUGGAGCUUUUCCAGCAGUUAGCACAGCUUUACAGAAACGAUACAUCCAAACUGGAACUGCUUCCUGGAGGAAUGCUUGAAAACAAUGGGACUUUUGGGAAACUUUUUACUACCAUUAUCUUGGAACAGUUUGAACGUCUGAGAAAUGGAGAUCGUUUUUGGUUUGAAAACACGCAGAAUGGUUUAUUUACAGAGGAAGAGAUUAACAUAAUUCGGAAUAGAACAUUUCAUGAUGUAAUUGUGGCAGUCACUGAUGCCGAGGAGGAAGACAUCCAAAAAAAUGUCUUUUUCUGGAGAAAUGGUGAUCGUUGUGAGCAGCCCAAACAGCUAACAGAGAGCGACCUUGAGCCCUGCACACCCAUCUCGACCAUGAACUACUUUGAGGGCAGUUCAGCAGGCUUUGGCAUCAUCCUUGUGAUCCUUAUCCUUUUACCGAUAUUGUGCUAUAUUGCUGCAUACAUUGUUUCUCAUUACCACAAGAAAGACUUCAAGCAGCUUCAAAAGAAGCAGCAAGGUGCAACAAAAAAUGCAAAGGAUCUUAAAGGAAUCAGAGUUUCAGAAUGGCAAGGGCCCAAGGAGAAAACUCGGGACAUAUGCCUUCAACUUGUUGAUAAAAAGACAAUCAAAGUACUGGACAUCAGAAAUACUCUGAUACGCUCUAUUAACUUGGGAAGCCAUAGCAGCGUGAAAGUGGUUCAGUCCAACAACAAAGGACAAAAAGCUCUUUUACUUCACAUUCCAAAUGAAUAUGAUCUGGUAUUGUUUUUCCAAGAAGAGAACCUGCGGGAAGAUUUCAUAAGGCAGCUGAGAUCUUAUCUGGAUAGGAAUGACCUACCUCUGGAAACUUCUGAAAUGAGUGAGCAAGAUAUUUUAAAGAAUGCAGUUACAAAGCAAGAGAGAAGCCAGCUCUUGGAUACAUUCUUCAGACACCUGUUUUCACAGAUACUAGACAUUGACAGGUUAGAUGCUGGCGAUCUUGGUUUUGAAGCAUCAGUUAAAGCCAAGGAAGCCCUUACGUGUGAAUUGUCUCGAACAGAGUUUGCUGAUUUCCUUGGGCUGAAGGCAGACUCUCUGUUUGUUGAAUCCAUGUUUUCUCUGGCUGACAAAGAUGGCAAUGGAUAUGUUUCCUUUAAAGAGUUUCUUGACAUCUUGGUAGUUCUGAUGAAAGGCACACCUGAAGAAAAAUCUAAACUGGUGUUUAGGAUGUAUGACAUGGAAGGCAAAGGAUGCUUAUCAGUUCAGGAGUUCCAUAAUGUAAUGAGCUCUUUUGCAGAGGUCUCAAGUAAUACUAUCAAAGAAGCACAGACAAAAGAGGCUGUUGAGUCAGUACUGAAAGAAGCAGGGUAUCAAGACAAAUCUGAGUUAACAUGGGAAGAUUUUCAUUUCCUGCUUCAGGACCAAGAAAAGAACCUUUUCUUUUCAAACCUACCAAUUCCAGGCAAAGGUAAAAAGAAUGGAAAUAUACCCUUGAAACGUGGCUGUGACUCUUUUCUCAUCAACAGAAAGCAAUCUGGAGCUCUGUAUGCCACACCAUCUGUGUAUACUGAAGCUAGAAGACAGAAGUAUGAAAGAAGCAAAGUAAAACAGAAGAUUCAGCAGUUCAAACGCUUCAUUGAGAAUUACCGGAGGCACAUUUUUUGUGCAGCAACUUUUUUUGCCAUCACAGCUGCUGUGUGCGUGGAAAGAGCCUACUAUUAUGGGUUCGAUGCAGAGGCUAGUGGGAUUCCUGAGACAACCAGAGUUGGGAUUAUUGUAUCGCGAAGUACAGCAGCUGGAGUUUCAUUCAUGUACUCCUACAUUUUGCUCACUAUGUGUCGAAACCUCAUCACUUUCCUGCGAGAAACAUUCUUGAAUCAGUAUAUUCCAUUCGAUGCUGCUGUUGACUUCCAUCGCUUAAUUGCAAUGGUGGCCGUCAUCUUGUCAGUUAUACAUACCCUGGGCCAUGUUAUUAAUGUCUACAUCUUCUGCAACAGUCCAAUAAGUAUCCUUUCCUGUAUGUUCCCCUAUGUAUUUAUUAACAAUGGGUCUGAAGAGCCUCACCCCUACUACUGGUGGUUUUUCCAGUCAAUCCCAGGGAUGACAGGUGUUUUGCUUCUCAUUGUAUUAGCUAUAAUGCAUGUCUUUGCUUUCCACCAUUUCCGAAGAAGCAGCUUCCGGGCAUUUUGGGUGACCCAUCACCUUUAUGUUGUCCUCUAUGUGUUGGUUAUUAUACAUGGAAGUUCUGGUAUUGUACAGACCCCAAGGUUCUUCAUCUAUUUUAUUGCCCCUGCAUUGCUCUACUUGGGAGACAAGCUGUAUAGUUUAAGACUCAAAAAGGUUGAAAUUGCAGUUGUCAGAGCCGAACUGCUUCCCUCAGGAGUUACUAUGCUGGUAUUCAAGAAACCACAUGACUUUGAUUACAAGUCUGGACAGUGGGUGAGGAUAGCCUGUUUGUCUUUGGGAACAAAUGAAUAUCAUCCAUUCACCUUGACCUCUGCUCCUCAUGAAGAUAACCUCAGUCUUCACAUCCGUGCAGUGGGCCCCUGGACAACAAGGUUACGUGAACUGUAUUCUCCAGAAAGUAUUACAGAGCUUGGUUGCCUUCCAAAGCUGCAUCUGGAUGGGCCAUUUGGAGAAGGACACCAAGAAUGGAACAAGUAUGAAGUAUCGGUUUUGGUAGGAGGCGGGAUUGGAGUGACACCAUUUGCUUCGAUCCUCAAAGAUCUUGUUGCCAAGUCCUCCAUUAAUAGCAAGAUUCAAUGUAAAAAGGUAUAUUUUAUUUGGGUGACACGGACACAACGACAGUUUGAGUGGUUGACUGACAUCAUCCGGGAGGUUGAGGAAAAUGACAAAAAUGACCUGGUGUCAGUGCAUAUCUACAUCACACAGCUAGCGGAGAAAUUUGACCUGAGGACUACUAUGCUAUACAUUUGUGAACGCCAUUUUCAGAAAGAGUCAAAUCGUAGCUUGUUCACAGGCCUGCGCUCUAUUACCCACUUUGGUCGCCCUCCAUUUGUGGCAUUUUUUAACUCACUGCAAGAAGUCCAUCCAAUGGUUAACAAAAUUGGUGUUUUCAGCUGUGGACCACCAGGUCUGACCAAGAAUGUAGAGAAGGCCUGCAGACAUUUGAAUAAACGUGAUGAAACUCACUUUAUUCACCACUAUGAGAAUUUCUAAUGUCGAGGACUCACUUCUCCUGCCUAUGUCAGACUUUGCUUCAUUUCAUCUAAACAAAGCAUUAUUCUGAAGCAAGAGAACAUUUAAGAAUUUCAUCAUAUUGGUGAGCUUCUGCUGGAAAAAUCACGUACAUUAUACCUAUGAAAAUGAAAUUGAAAGCAGCCUUUUAUAUUCCAGGAUAAUGUCAAAUGCUUGUAUAAAGUCCUUCUGAUGCGUGCAUCCAAGUGUUGCCGUGAAUGGCUUUGUUUGUAUGUGAUACUGACCUAAGUAAAGCAACUCCUCUUCUGAAAGAUGCUAAUAAUGAAUGUGUUAAAAUAUGUUACAGUUUAAUGUUCUUUUUAUUGAAGAGUCUUGAUUUGUCCAAAUAGCAAUAACAUAUUAAAAUACUUUGGUUGAAGUUAUUGAGCAAUAUCAGUUUUUAAUUAAUUUAAACCAAAUCUGAUUGAAAGUCUGUAACACUACUACAGUUCUAAAAGUCAUAUUGUACUUUUCCAGCAAUGAACAACAUAACAAAGAAACAGUAUUCAUUAAUAAUGUGGGUCUUUUUCUGUAAUUGUGUUCAUUGAUGUAUUCUCGAUGUAGGCCCAUUUUUAGGUUUUGAAUAGUUCAAUGAAAAAAAGAUCAUAAGACCAUCAGCUGAGGAGCUAAGCAAGAAAGAACAACAUAACAGCAAAACAGUGUGCGUGUGUGUGUGUGUGUGUGUGUGUGUGUGUGUGUGUGUGUGUGUGUGUGUGUGGGGGGUCAUGAGUAUGUCAUCCUUCACAUGAGGCAUUAAACCGAGAUCCAGUCUGUUUGAUUUGGUAGUAGCUAAGGUGGUUUUAAAAGAUCCUACUGUACUUAUCGAAAAGAGUAGGGGAAGAACCCCAGUGCUUUGACCAAAUUCCGUAUAAGUAUCACCUUGGGUCUCCCCUGAAAAAAGGAUACUAGCCUAGUUGGACGAACCCAGUCAACAAAGUCUAACUAAAUAAAUAAAGUGAGCACUUUACUAGAAAAAACAAAAAUAGAAGAUUAAAUUUGAUUUGUCUAUUGUUCUAGAUGAAUCCGAUUAAAUAAGUCGCUGUAAAUUCACAGCUAUGGAUGUAGAUAAGUCUUUAUGUCUGAGUUGCCACUAAAUAAAAGGAUUGUUGUG
Messenger RNA from Protopterus annectens (West African lungfish), 6047 nucleotides. Its product is annotated as dual oxidase 1-like. Gene Ontology annotation, cellular component: plasma membrane; NADPH oxidase complex. Lineage: Eukaryota; Metazoa; Chordata; Ceratodontiformes; Protopteridae. Gene Ontology annotation, molecular function: peroxidase activity; heme binding; superoxide-generating NAD(P)H oxidase activity. Gene Ontology annotation, biological process: defense response; superoxide anion generation; response to oxidative stress. The transcript has 33 exons. The record is from RefSeq and is a predicted model, not a curated record. Bases 350 to 4918 code for a protein of 1522 amino acids.